UAUUGAGCUGGUAGGGAUAGGUAAGGGAGGAUUUUUCAGAUUAGCAAUUAGUUCUCGGGGGAGGGGUAGGAGAAAGGGGGGGUUAAAAAUUUCUCUUUCCAACUACUAUAUUGAGUUGUUUUUUCUUUUUCUUCCCAAAUAUUAUUUUUCAAGGGCAUUGACAAUACUAGUAGUAAAGGAAAACCCCACUCCUCACCCCACUCCCCACACUGUCCACUCAUCACCCUGUCUGACCGAUUGUGUUUCUUAACCUUGUCUCUCUCUCUCUUUUAAUUUUGCAACAAAACCAGACACUGUUGCAUUGAUUGUUUUUUACACUCCACACAACCCAAGCCAAACCCUUCUUUAUUUUAACCAAAUCUAAGCAACUAUAUAUUUCUUAUUAAAAUUUUUUUUUUCCUAUUUCUGAUGUUGUAUGGAAAUUUAGGGUAUGGAAAUUUUUUUUUUAGGGUAUGGAAAUUUUAAAGAUUAAUAAAUUAAAAUUUUUUAAUUUUAAUUUAUUAUGUGGAUGCUUACACAGAAUUAGAAGACCCUACAGAAGACCUGCUUUCUGCUAAUUCAUAUGCUCGUUACUGUGAAACGGUUGCACCAAAUGUUCGAAUAAGCUUGCACCAAGUUCUUGUUCUUGUACUUCUACUGCCCCAACAUUUUUGGCAGAAAUGUGUGCUUAUCUAGGUACAACUGAUUUGACUUUUGGCCUUUUUUAUCUUUCUAUUAUUUAUAGACGAAUCGUUCUCUACUUAAUGUUAUUUUGGGAGGAGUUGGAACAAUAUCAGAAUCGGGUCCUGUUCAACAAAUUACUGGAACUGCUCAAUUUACUAAUGGCCAGCAGAUUAUGGUUAUGGAUUUUGUGUUCGAUGGAUGACAUAUAAAGAUAAGUUUAAAAUAUCAGGGGGAUCCAAAAUGGGGACCAAACUGGAAACCUGGGAGUGAUUCUAUCGGAUACUGGGGACCAGACUGGAUAAUCAGGACCGAUCUAUCGGAUACCGGGGACCAUACUG
This is a messenger RNA of Meloidogyne enterolobii, 1001 nucleotides long. The record is from the annotation of a GenBank genome assembly. NCBI's taxonomy places the organism in Eukaryota, Metazoa, Nematoda, Chromadorea, Rhabditida, Meloidogynidae.